Durio zibethinus is the source of this 2817-nucleotide messenger RNA. Its product is annotated as ATP-dependent zinc metalloprotease FTSH 4, mitochondrial-like. Lineage: Eukaryota; Viridiplantae; Streptophyta; Magnoliopsida; Malvales; Malvaceae. Gene Ontology annotation, cellular component: chloroplast; membrane. Gene Ontology annotation, biological process: proteolysis; protein import into chloroplast stroma. Gene Ontology annotation, molecular function: metalloendopeptidase activity; ATP hydrolysis activity; ATP-dependent peptidase activity. The record is from RefSeq and is a predicted model, not a curated record.
AAAAAAUCACCGUGUCAUACUUAAUCAUAUCUCCAGAAAACAAUGUUGAAAGGGUCAACAGUAAAAAGAUUAAAACCAAAGGGCAAAUCUGGCAAUUCUGGUAGAUGAUUUUCUUCGACUGUUUUUACAUCUGAAGGCAGUCACCAAAACAAUCCGAGGACAAAAAGCUUGAAAGCUUUUCAGUUUUUUCCCAAGUGAAAGUGAUCUCACGAUUUACUGCGCUCUCCAGAUUUUUCCUCUUUAACUCUCUCUUUUCCCUCAUUUUCUAGCUAGCCAAACACGCCCAUCAAUCACCAGAUAGAGAGAGGGAGAAAGGAUUGAAAGAUCAGACCUUUUUGGUCUCUGAAAAAAGGCGAUGGCUUGGAGACGUCUCAUCGUUCAGGUUUCAAAACAGCAACAAGAGUUGGGACAAUUCGGAAACCUGUUUUGUAGAACUCAUCUUUCUGGUAAUAGGCUUUUCAGUGGCCAACAGAGGUUUAAGUCAAGCUAUGUAGGUAGUUUAGCUCGCAGAGUUCGAGAUGCAGAAGAAGCUAGUGAAGCUGCUCAUUUAAGAGAACUUUACCAUAGAAAUGAUCCUGAAGCAGUGAUACGGCUAUUUGAAAGCCAGCCAUCAUUACAUUCUAAUCGUUCUGCACUUUCUGAAUACGUUAAAGCAUUAGUCAAAGUUGACAGGCUGGAUGAAAGUGAGCUACUUAAGACAUUACAAAAAGGUAUCUCUAAUUCAGCAAGGGACGAAGAGAGUAAAGGUGGUCUCUCAGCUUUCCGAAAUGUGGGAAAACCUACAAAACAUGGUGUCCUAGGAACUGCUAGUGCUCCUAUCCACAUGGUGGCUUCAGAAGGAGGGCAUUUUAAAGAUCAAUUGUGGCGUACUUUUCGUAGUAUUGCACUUGGCUUCUUAUUGAUUUCUGGUGUUGGAGCACUUAUUGAGGAUAGAGGGAUUAGUAAAGGACUUGGCCUACACGAAGAGGUGCAAGUUGUGGAAUCUAACACAAAAUUUAAUGAUGUCAAAGGUGUUGAUGAGGCAAAGGCAGAGUUAGAAGAAAUUGUCCACUACCUUCGAGAUCCUAAGCGUUUCACUCGUCUUGGUGGCAAGCUUCCAAAAGGCGUCUUGCUUGUUGGUCCACCUGGCAAUGGGAAAACUAUGUUAGCAAGAGCUAUUGCUGGAGAGGCUGGGGUACCUUUCUUCUCCUGCAGUGGCAGUGAGUUUGAAGAGAUGUUUGUUGGAGUUGGAGCUCGAAGAGUGAGAGAUCUUUUUGCUGCUGCAAAGAAGCGAUCACCAUGUAUUAUAUUUAUUGAUGAGAUAGAUGCCAUAGGUGGAAGCCGUAAUCCAAAGGACCAGCAGUACAUGAGGAUGACUUUGAACCAGUUGCUCGUUGAAUUGGAUGGAUUUAAACAGAAUGAAGGAAUUAUUCUAAUUGCUGCAACUAAUUUUCCAGAAUCAUUGGAUAAGGCACUGGUGAGACCUGGACGAUUUGACCGCCGCAUUAUUAUUCCUUAUCCAGAUGUUGAAGGACGGAGGCAGAUUUUGGAAGCACACAUGACAAAGGUCUUGAAGGCUGAUGAUGUUGAUUUAAUGAUCAUUGCUAGAGGUACUCCUGGAUUCUCCGGUGCUGAUCUAGCAAAUUUGGUCAAUGUUGCUGCUGUGAAGGCUGCAAUGGAUGGUUCUAAAGCAGUGACAAUGACUGAUCUGGAGUAUGCAAAGGAUAAGAUCAUAUUGGGAAGUGAACGCAAGUCAGCUGUCAUAUCUGACGAGUCACGGAAGUUGACAGCUUUCCAUGAGGCCGGCCAUGCCCUUGUUGCCAUCCAUACUGAUGGGGCACUUCCUGUUCACAAAGCAACAAUAGUCCCUCGAGGGAUGGCUCUUGGUAUGGUGUCCCAGUUGCCUGACGUGGACCAAACAAACUUGUCCAGAAAGCAGAUGCUUGCAAAGCUUGAUGUUGCCUUGGGGGGGUGGGUUGCAGAAGAGCUCAUCUUUGGAGAAAAUGAAGUUACUUCUGGUCCAGUGUCUGAUCUUGAGCAUGCAACUAAUAUAGCUAGAGCUAUGGUUACAAAGUAUGGCAUGAGUAAAGAAGUGGGGUUUGUUAGUCAUUCUUAUAAUGACAAUGGUAGGAGCAUGAGCACGGAGACUAGACUUCUUAUAGAGAAAGAAGUGAAGAACUUAUUGGGAAGGGCUUAUAACAAUGCAAAAACCAUCCUCACCACCCAUAGCAAAGAACAUUAUGCACUUGCUAAUGCAUUGCUUGAGCAUGAGACACUCACAGGAACUCAGAUUAAGGCUCUGCUUGCCAAGGUCAACUCCCAGCAGCAGGAACAAGAACAGCAUCAAGAAAUGGUUGCACCACAGAAUGAACCUCAGUCCAACCCAGUGCCUCCAAGUCCAAGUCCAAGUCCAGCUGCAUCUGCGGCCGCUGCAGCAGCUGCUGCAGCUGCUGCUGCAACUGCUGCAGCUAAAGCCAAAGGCGUUGCUCCUGUUGGAUCUUAGCAUGCAAGAGGCUGGUAAGGGCCUCUUGCCUGGUGGCUAUUUAUUGAAUUGAAUAUGCACAUACAUAUUUUCCAGAUUUAUAUGAGCUUUAGGAACUUUGACUGAUUGCUGCUGCUGGGAUUAUUUAUGUAUAACCUUGCCUCUGAUAUGGAAUGAAAGAUGUAGAAGAAUCAUAUGGCAGUGAAGUCGCCAUGGCAAGUAGCAGUUGAGUAUUUUGCCCAUUUAAUUGAACAAUUUUACUUAUACAGUGGAUAACGUACCAUUUAAAAGUUUUACUUUCCUUGGGAUUAGUUUGUAAAGCCUUAAUAAUAAAGUGCCUUUUGAUCACUUUUUUU